AUGUUGUGGGUGGACAAAUACCGACCAAAGUCCCUAGACAAGGUCGUAGUUCACGAAGAUGUGGCACACAAUCUCAAGAAAUUGGUUACAGAGCAAGAUUGUCCUCAUUUACUGUUCUAUGGACCGCCAGGUUCGGGCAAGAAAACCCUAAUCAUGGCCCUUCUUAGACAGAUGUUUGGUGUGAGCACUGAGAAGGUGAAGGUUGAGAACAAGACCUGGAAAGUUGAUGCUGGGACUAGAACUAUUGAUCUAGAGCUUACAACAUUAUCAAGCACCCACCAUGUCGAGCUUAAUCCCAGUGAUGCAGGCUUUCAGGACAGAUACAUUGUUCAGGAGAUAAUCAAAGAAAUGGCCAAAAACAGACCAAUUGACACAAAAGGGAAGAAGGGAUUCAAAGGUAACUCAGGCUAUUGCCUUAUCUUUUCCAUUUUUUUUUGA
This is a messenger RNA of Ilex paraguariensis (yerba mate), 438 nucleotides long. Lineage: Eukaryota; Viridiplantae; Streptophyta; Magnoliopsida; Aquifoliales; Aquifoliaceae. The record is from the annotation of a GenBank genome assembly.